Paramacrobiotus metropolitanus is the source of this 1237-nucleotide messenger RNA. RefSeq lists its product as uncharacterized. The record is from RefSeq and is a predicted model, not a curated record. Gene Ontology annotation, biological process: G protein-coupled receptor signaling pathway. The transcript is spliced from 2 exons. NCBI's taxonomy places the organism in Eukaryota, Metazoa, Tardigrada, Eutardigrada, Parachela, Macrobiotidae. Gene Ontology annotation, molecular function: G protein-coupled receptor activity. Gene Ontology annotation, cellular component: membrane. Bases 1 to 1080 code for a protein of 359 amino acids.
AUGCUGCCAAACCGAUCUCAAGAUCUACAUUACGACAUUGACUGGAACAUUACACAGUACCAGACAACCGGUCAGUUUGAAGCGUUCUUCGGAGUUUCGACAACGGUCUGCACGGUGACAAUUCUGUUCUACCUGCUCUUGAUCAUGAUUCUGGCACGUAAGACCAAUUUAUUAAGUGGCUCCAGUUUUUUAAUCAUCCACCAACUGACGAUGGAAAUUCAGAUCAUUGGCAUUCAUUUCCCCAUCUACAUCGGGGGACUGCACCAGGCCAUCUACCGUAAAGUGCGCUACACCGACGAAUUCUGCCGACAUUACAUGUACGCCUUCAUGAUCACCGUCACCGCUGUCCAAUGGGGAUUCUUCAGUCUGGCUCUGAACCGCUUUGUCGCCAUUCACAGUCCGCAUAAUUACAAAAAGUGGAUCGCCAAGAAAGUGCUGUGCGCCAUGGGUGCCGGGUCGUGGAUCAUCGGAAUCGCCUGCUACAUGUAUUUCUACCUGGGUAAUGAAGGGAGUUUUGUAGCAUUGGUGCCCUACGGAGAAUGCGAUUUCGGGCAUGCUGGUGGUCCGGUGUUCGGUAUUAUGGCGGUGAUCAGCACGUACCUGCCGUUGUUCCUCACCGGUGUGUUGUACAUUACGCUAUUUGUCAAGGUGUAUCUGAUUGGACGCAAUCGACAAGUGGCGACGGAUAAAACGCAGAAAGACGAUGUCCGCCUGAAAGCCUUUAAGAAACGUGUCCGAUUGGCGCGAUUGCUUUUCACGACGACCAUUGUGCAUACAAUCUGCUUUGCCACUAUUCCCGUGAUGUAUACGGCCAUGCCGGAAAAAAUGCAAGAUCAGGUCAUUCGGGAGUGGGUACGGCUGGCCUAUUUCUGUGCUUAUGUGUCCACACCGGUGCUUUACUUUACGAUGAAUGCUGAUGCUUGGAAUGGACUGAAGAGUAUGUUAUGUGGAUUGGGCCGACGAGGAGUUCUCCGCGAUGAUAGCCACCAUGGAACGGCGAUUGACCACAGCAGUAGCGAACGCAGCCCAGAUAAAUCGAAAAGCGCUACAACGAAGGAAGUCGUGAUAAUGGACUCAUAAACAAUCUAAUGCUUUUAAAUAUCAUUUCGCACAUUAAAGUUAACUCGUUUUGUAAAAUUUCGCUUGGUAGCUGAAACAAUAUUUUUAUGAUAUUAUAGUUCAUUACGCUCGGAAGAACAUGAUCAGAGCUAGGGUACCGCCGUACCAGUUUACAUAC